This is a messenger RNA of Phasianus colchicus (ring-necked pheasant), 3106 nucleotides long. The record is from RefSeq and is a predicted model, not a curated record. Lineage: Eukaryota; Metazoa; Chordata; Aves; Galliformes; Phasianidae.
UAUUUGAUGUGUUUAUUUGAUGUAUUUAUUGUUUAUUUGAUGUGUUGCCUUUCAGGAUGCACUUUCUUUUUCUAUUAACAGCUCCUCCAUGCACACCUGUAGAACACAUCCACCCCAACUCACACUGAGGGGUCUCACGAUGUGGUUUUUACCAACCAGGAACGUAAGGCAGGCUGAGCAUUGCAGACUUUUUGGGUAACUUUGCGUAAGCAGCUGCUGGCUGAGCUUCCUUGCAGCAGUGUGUAUCUUACCUUUAAGGCCAGCAUUUAAGAUGAUUGAGAGUAACUUAACGCUUUCUAACUUUAGCACUAAAACCUCAGCACUGGGGUGAAGUCUGUCGCUGUAUGCGGGCACAUCCAGGUUGCAAGCAGACGAACGUGGUUUUUGUUUCGUUCCAACGUACGAUCUUGGUUUCUACAAACUUCACACACACAGCGCUGCGGCUCCGUGCUUCUGUGACUGUAACCAGUAAUUCCUGCCGGUCGGUAUCUGAAGAGGCAGGCAGAAAUGGGCAGGCUGCAGCGGGCUGUGCUGUGAGCCGUCCCUGGCGGUGCCGCCACAGCUGCUGGCAGCCAACGCCGAGCGGAGCCGAGGGAAAAACCGCCCCGUGUCUCAGAGCGUCCCGGCGGGCGGCCGUGGCGCCGAAGGGCGGGAGGCGGCAGUAGGCAGGAAGAGCGGGGCGGCGAGAAGCGGUCAGGCGCCGCGGGCAGCUUAGCGAGCCGGAGGGAGGAAGGGCCCGCAGCAGGAAGGACCCGCGGAGGGACGCUCCGCCUCUGUCAGCGCCGUGCUGCUGGGAGCCGGGGGCCGCGAUGCCGCUGUACGAGGGCCUGGGAAGCGGCGGGGAGAAGACCGCCGUGGUGCUCGACCUGGGCGAGGCCUUCACCAAGUGUGGUUUUGCAGGUGAAACUGGACCAAGAUGCAUUAUUCCUAGUGAAAUAAAGAAACCUGAUGUCUCUAAGCCUGUCAAAGUCGUUCAAUAUAAUAUCAACACAGAGGAGCUGUAUUCAUAUCUAAAGGAAUUUAUUCAUAUGUUAUAUUUCAGAUCUGUAAUGGGCUCUGUUCCAGAAGACAUAGUAGAGGAUAUAAAAGUUCGCACUUGUUUUGUGAGUGAUCUCCAACGUGGACUGAAAAUCCAAGCAGCCAAGUUCAACAUUGAUGGCAGUGCUGAGCGUCCUUCACCGCCUCCAGAUGUGGACUAUCCUUUAGAUGGUGAAAAGAUUCUCACUAAAACCUUCAAAGUUCACACUCCACCUGCCAAACCCAACUACGUGGCGUGGCUGGGAGGAGCCAUUUUUGGAGCACUUCAGGACAUUCUUGGGAGCCGGUCUGUGUCCAGAGAAUAUUACAGCCAGACGGGGCGCAUACCUGACUGGUGCUGUCUGAGUAAUCCUCCACUGGAGAUGAUGUUUGAUGUUGGAAAAGCACCCCCACCACUGAUGAAGAGGGCUUUUUCUACUGAGAAAUAAGCACCUAAAUGCUACACGAGGAUUCUCCUCCUCUGUUUCAAGUACAUAUACAUACAUAUAUAUACAUAAGUAGGAUUUUUAUAUGGAGUAAUCUGUGUGUAAUGCCAUUAAAUAAAACCAGUGUGGAUGUUCUGGGGGAGUACAGUGAUAGUUAACAACACUAUGUGGAAUUGUGUUCAUGUGCAGUUUAAAGAUGGAUUCUGUUAACUCCAGAGCUACUCUGUCACCAGUGAAGAAAUGGUAUGUAAUUGCAAGUUGUAGCUUAGUGAGGUCUGUUAUUUAUUGGUGCAGUAAAUGACAUUGUGAUGGUGCUUGAUUUUAAGAUACUUUAAUGUAAAGUAGUCUGAGAAGACUGCAGGACUGUCUGCUUUGGGAAACAUCUGGAAGCUUUCCUGCCAAACUGAAGAGCGGGAUGCUUUACGUGGGAUCAUGUGUUGGAACUGCUAGGAAAUGGCUUGGGUUCCUUAGCAAAGUUGCUGGGACAGUAUUUCUCCUGAGGAGUGAGCUCUGUUUUCAGUGCUUCAGCAAAGAACUGUGCUGUGUGUAAUUCCCCUGCAGUGCUGAGCUGACACUCUCCCAGCGUCUCACCCCCAGGAAUGAAUUCAACUGUUUAAGAAUCAUGAACAGGCAUGCAAGGAAAUCUUGGACCUCGCUGAAAUGCUACGUUCAGAAGUCACUUGUUUGCCCUCCUUUCCCUAUCAGAAUUAUUAAACUUCAUUGUCCUGCAGCAGUAUGUAUUAAAUGAAAAUACACUACGAGGUUCACUGCUUAGGAAAAAUGUACACUUUGAUAUUAACACUCCUUGGGAGCUGCUGGGAGCUGGCAGGCUGUUGGCAAUGCUGUGAUUAUGUCUUGAGAGAGCCCUCCUCUUAAAAAAAAAAACAAAACCCAAAUACAUUUCCAUUCUGCUCCUGGUGUGUCUCUUGUUUGGUGGAUUCCUACCUCUGUUCCAUCGUACUGCAUUGAAGAACUUUCUGGUUAUUAACAGAUCUGGUGGAAUUAACACAGGUGGUUUCUUUCUGGUGCUGUUGGCAGGUGUUUUGUGAAAUUGCUGCCUUCUUACUUGAAAUCAGCUGCUUGGCUGCUGCACGGAAAACCAGAGAAUAAUCAGGCAUCCUUGUGAGUAGUUGUUAAUGGCUCAGCUGCAGUUCUGGGGUGCAAUUGGGCUUCAAAGUACUUUUUAGCCCCUGGAGCUGCUCCGUGCCAACUUCCCACUUGUUCCUGUGUGUGAUGCGAUUGCCUUACUAAGAAGGUAUUCAUCACGAGGCCCGGGAUCCGGCCGCGGGGCUGCUAAGGGCGCUCAGAGCCGGGCGGCACACUUGUGUGCACGCGUACCGACAGCCGCUGCCGCUCGCUGGAGUGGUGGAGUCGUCACUGCUCGCAGGUCUGCCGUUGGUUGAACGGUUCGGCUGCCUGCACCAAAAGCAGCGCUUGGAAGUUGUGCAGCCUGAGCUGCCGGCUACUCAGCUCCUGUCUCACACAGGCGCCUUCUCACUACGGGAGCAAAAGAAUCUCCGCCCAACGUGGGGCUCGAACCCACGACCCUGGGAUUAAGAGUCCCAUGCUCUACCGACUGAGCUAGCCGGGCGCUGGUGAGCGGCUUCCCAGCACGUGCUGUUCACCACAUGAUGAGCGCGUGC